This is a messenger RNA of Passer montanus (Eurasian tree sparrow), 1652 nucleotides long. It is a transcript of the gene VWC2L, whose product is annotated as von Willebrand factor C domain containing 2 like. The transcript has 4 exons. The coding region runs from base 553 to 1242 and encodes 229 amino acids. Gene Ontology annotation, biological process: negative regulation of BMP signaling pathway. Gene Ontology annotation, molecular function: protein binding. The record is from RefSeq and is a predicted model, not a curated record. Lineage: Eukaryota; Metazoa; Chordata; Aves; Passeriformes; Passeridae. Gene Ontology annotation, cellular component: AMPA glutamate receptor complex.
GGGGCUGCCCGCCCGCCGGGCGCGGGGCUCCUGCGCCCGCCCUCCCCCGCCUGCCUCCCGCCUAACCCGCCAUCGCUCCCCCCCUUCCCCCGCCGAGGCGAAGCUGGAGCCGCAGGAGAUCCGCCGGGCACAGGGAGGGGACAGCGAUGGGUUGUUUUCUCUCCCCCGCCCGCCCCGAGAGCUGAGGAGAUGCAGCCCAAGUUCGCCGCGAUGACUCUGCUGCUGGCACCGGGGUUUCUCCGCGGCGUCGCAGCCUCCGGACCGCCUGAAUCCUGCUCCCUCUGAAUCGUCGGCGCCGGGUUAAAGCUCAGUUCUCAUGUUGUGGUUGCUGGGCUGCCGCGCUCCCGUUUUGCGAUGGGAGGUGGAGGAAAAGGGAUUGUCCGUGAGUCAACACCGAAAACGUGAUUAGGAUGAACUGCUUUCACUAAUCUGUUUCUAACCUUACAGUCCAUGUUGGCCUGUGACCCCUCUCAGCUUUCACAUCCAGCCUGAUCAGACCACAACACUGGUCUCCCUAUGGAAGCAGCUGUUUGUAUCUGGCUUUGAGGUCCCAUGGAGAAGCUGAGGAGGGGGAUGGCUCUUCAUAUCCAUGAAGCCUGGAUACUUCUGUUUGUGCUGCCUGGUUUGGUCACUCCAGCUGCCAUCAAUCAUGAAGAUUACCCCGCUGAUGAAGGGGACCAGACCUCCAGUAAUGACAAUCUGAUCUUUGAUGAUUACCGGGGGAAGGGCUGUGUGGAUGACAGUGGCUUUGUGUACAAACUGGGAGAACGUUUUUUCCCAGGACAUUCCAACUGUCCCUGUGUCUGUACUGAGGAUGGACCUGUUUGUGAUCAACCAGAAUGCCCUAAAAUCCACCCAAAGUGCACAAAAGUGGAACACAAUGGAUGCUGUCCAGAAUGCAAAGAAGUGAAAAACUUUUGUGAAUAUCAUGGGAAAAAUUACAAAAUCUUGGAGGAAUUUAAGCCCUCGCCAUGCGAAUGGUGUCGCUGCGAGCCCAGCAAUGAAGUUCACUGUGUUGUAGCAGACUGCGCCGUCCCCGAGUGCGUCAACCCGGUCUAUGAGCCAGAGCAGUGUUGUCCUGUCUGCAAAAAUGGUCCCAACUGCUUUGCGGGCACCACGAUCAUCCCCGCGGGCAUCGAGGUGAAGGUGGACGACUGCAACAUCUGCCACUGCCACAACGGGGACUGGUGGAAGCCAGCGCAGUGCUCCAAGCGCGAGUGCCAGGGCAAGCAGGCUCUGUAGCAGCCCUGGCAGCCGCCCGCUCGCGCGAUGCCGAUGAUGGUGAUGAUGGUGAUGAAGGAACGGCCUCGAUGCUGCCCGGUGUCCGCCCUCCUGCCAGCUGCAAGCCCUGCGUGGGUGCCACGUGAGCAGAGCUGGGUGCCUUGGGCAGGGUGUCCCCGUGCCCCUGCAGCUCCUGUCCUGCUGCUCACACUCUGCUCCCGGUGUCUGCUCUGCUGUGGGGCAGGACAGCAGGAAAACAGCCCACACACCUUCCUGGCCUGGCCAUGCCUCCGAGCACCGAUGGAUUCACUGCUCUCACUUUCUACAGUGUGGAUCUGGGGUUUUUCACAGCUAUUUAUUUGAAGGUUUUUUGCUAUUGUGAUUUUUUUUUUUUUUUAAGUAUCUUCCUAAGCUGGGAUCAUUGGGACAAU